Blepharisma stoltei is the source of this 294-nucleotide messenger RNA. The record is from the annotation of a GenBank genome assembly. NCBI's taxonomy places the organism in Eukaryota, Ciliophora, Heterotrichea, Heterotrichida, Blepharismidae.
AUGGGUUGGCAAGCGCAUCUCUCCGGUCUUGGCCGCAUUCACCCUAACACCAGUAACCUUUGUAAGGUUCCUCACUCAGUUCCUCCAAAGGAGCUGAGAGCGCAGCCAGGUGAUAUCCUGCAGUUGUGGAGCACAUGCUCAGGCUCUGCCGAUCACAGCUUCUACAGGUUAUCUAAACCCUUUUUGGUAUAUUUGAAUUAUUUUAACAAAGUAAUAAGUUGAUAUAUUUGCCAAAAGCUGUUGUUAACUUUUUAUAUUAUUCGUAAGAAAAAAUUUGUUAGACUUUUUAUUUAA